This is a messenger RNA of Scleropages formosus (Asian bonytongue), 2965 nucleotides long. Its product is annotated as solute carrier family 45 member 3. Gene Ontology annotation, molecular function: sucrose:proton symporter activity. Gene Ontology annotation, cellular component: membrane. The transcript is spliced from 4 exons. The record is from RefSeq and is a predicted model, not a curated record. Lineage: Eukaryota; Metazoa; Chordata; Actinopteri; Osteoglossiformes; Osteoglossidae. Gene Ontology annotation, biological process: transmembrane transport. Bases 1 to 1662 code for a protein of 553 amino acids.
AUGCCUGGAUGGAAAGCUCAGUGGCGCUUGCUUUUGUUGAACUCGCUCACCUGCGGUCUGGAGCUCUGCGUGGCAGCCGGGAUCACAUAUGUCCCCCCACUGCUGCUGGAGGCGGGGGUCGAAGAGCAGUACAUGACCAUGGUCCUAGGUAUCGGACCUGUCCUGGGUUUGCUCUUCAUCCCGCUGAUUGGCUCAGCCAGUGACCGCUGCACCAGCAGUUAUGGCCGGCGACGGCCCUUCAUCUGGCUGCUGUCGCUCGGAGUGCUGCUCUCUCUCCUCAUCAUCCCCCACGCUGAUGUCCUGGCCAGCCAGUGGGGCCGGGGUGGGCGCCCCCUGCAGCUUGGACUCCUCAUCCUGGGAGUAGGGCUGCUGGACUUUUGCGGCCAGGUGUGUUUCACGCCAUUGGAGGCGCUGCUCUCAGACCUGUACGGUGGAGAGGAGGAGGAGGCAUGCAGCCAGGCUUUUGCCAUGUUCUCCUUCAUGGUGAGCCUGGGCGGCUGCGUGGGUUACCUGCUGCCAGCGCUCGACUGGAGCGAGGGCCUGCUGUCGCUAUACCUAGGAGGCCAGGAAGAGUGCCUCUUCACCCUGCUCAUCCUCAUUUUCGUGCCCAGCGUCCUGGUCACCAUGAAGGUAUCCGAGGAGACCCCCCACGGUGUACCCUCGAUUGCCUCGGAGCCCGGCUCCCUGGAGGACGUGCGCUGCGUCGGGCUCCCGCGCUCCUGCUUCCCUCCCCUACGAUGCCGCGUGCGCCAACGCCAGUCAAACCCACUGCUCUGCUUGCUCCGGACUGUCUGGUCUCUGACGCCAGCUGUGUAUCGCAGUUACUGCCACAUUCCGCCCAUUAUGCGCCAGCUGUGUGCGGCACAGCUCUGCAGCUGGAUGGCAGUCAUGUCUUUUAUGCUCUUCUAUACAGACUUUGUGGGGGAGGGGCUCUACGAAGGGGUGCCCAGUGCAGCUCCUGGAACAGCCUCUAGGCAGCGCUACGAUGAAGGGAUCCGUAUGGGAAGUCUUGGCCUAUUCUUGCAGUGUGCCACAUCCACCGUGUUCUCCCUGGCAAUGAGCCGGCUUGUGCGCCUCUUCGGGUCACGCCGUGUCUACCUGGGCAGCGUAGUGAGCUUCACCGCCUGCGCCCUGGUCAUCUGCCUGUCAAAAAGUGUGGUCCUGGUCACCGCUAUGUCUGCCCUCACAGGCUUUGCCUAUGCUGCUCUGCAGACCCUGCCUUAUGCACUCACCUGCCACUACCACAAGGAGAAGGAGGUUUACAUGCCAAAAAAUAAACUGAGAAGCACACAGAACGGGAUGAUUGUUGCUCAGGACCCAUGGUGCGUGACACCAAGGGACGGUAACAGCAGCCGGAGCCACCUGCUGGCCAAUGGGAACAAACAGAGCACCCAGGACAGUGAGGGCUACUACAGCCCCCUACUGGGGCACAAUGGCUCCGCCUCCUGGGAGGAUCACAGGCAGCGUGGUGUGGGCCUGGAUUUUGCCCUCUUGGACAGCACUUUCCUUCUGUCUCAGGUUUUCCCCACACUCUUCAUGGGGAUGAUCGUCCAGUUCACGGAAUCUGUCACAACCUACAUCGCUUCUUCCGCCAUCUUUGGCUUUGUAGCAAUCUACCUGGCCAACCAGAUUGUGUUUGAACAAAAGGACAUCAGAAACUGAGAGAGAUGCAGUCCGAAAGGGAUAGAAGUUUCCGCCCACCGUUUCCUUAGCUUGAAAAGGAUGCGUGUUGUCACUGUUACCAUGGGCACUCGGUCCUUUUUAAUGAAGGAAAACCCUACAGGAACAGUUCCUUUGGGAGUAUACUGUGUUCAGGCCCUGGUGCCUCAGUUCUUACCACAGCGUCUUUCAGCUGGAGUCCUCCUUAAACGUGGCCUGGUAACCUUUUCAGGAGCCCAGGCCGCAACGGUGAGCGGGAGGAACAAGGUAUUCAGCCAGGAACAAGCAGUAAUCAGCAGUGCUUGUGCAGGCCAAGCGUAGCUACAGUGUACACCUGUGGGACACCCACCCCCCCCUUCCCUCUCCAGGGCCGCGCCCCACACCCCAACCCUCCUGCUCCGUGUGACCCCACCCCCUCUCAGGGGAAGGAACAGGAGCAGCAGCCUGAUCUGGUGGAGCCCACUUCUCUAAAAGGGAUUUCUUUGCACUGCUCCCUGUUUCCCAGGUAGCGGCUGCAGUGGCAGGAACAUCGGGGGAGUUGCUCAAAAUUAUUGCCUUAGCAUUUGUGGACCGUGGUGGGAACUACAGUGGUGUUUUACGUUCAUUUCUGUCUCGGUCUCACUCGAAGUGCUUUAUUAAUAUGUAUACAUUUCAGUAUGUUAGCUACAUUCCAAUGGGAAUUUCUUAGGCAACCUAUUUGGGAGAGGUUAUGUGUACCUGUGAUAUUUUUAGCAAGACGUGAGAUAAAUGGGGAUAAAGCCGCUGGAGUUAAUCCUCCUGUCUUUUUUUUGCUGUGUUUCUCCUUUGUUAAAUUAUCAGAAAUGUUCUUUGCAAGAGUUCUCCCAUUCCACUACCUUUUGAUUUCUGUAUUUCCAGUUUGCUGUCUAUCAAAUAUUCAGCUUGUAAUCAAAGUUGAAAAGCCUUCUAUUCAGAGAAAUCUCUUUCAGACAUAUGUCUUGAAAGCAAUACCAAGGGCUGGGAGGUGGUAAACAAUAUUCUGUAUUUAACCCCAUGAGAUAUGAAAUGCUGUUAGAUGUUAAACUCCAUCAGUUAGCGAACCCAGUAAGAAGGCUAAUUACAGUAGAGCAGAAGAAGCAGUACCUCUCCUAGGCAGACACAUGUGUCACUGAAACAUGAAUGUUUCCUCGUGCUGUCCAAUCACAUUCCGGUCCUGUUGUAUAUAAAUCUUCAGCUGAAGGCCAGAAGAGGUCAGUGACAGAGCAGUGGCUCCAUGCCUGGGGGAAGGGGCUGCAGUGACAUGACAGACGUGAGCACGUGACACCCCGUAAGCAGACAGGAGUUCUCU